Molecule: messenger RNA, 465 nt
Organism: Pneumocystis jirovecii RU7
Lineage: Eukaryota; Fungi; Ascomycota; Pneumocystomycetes; Pneumocystales; Pneumocystaceae
Product: chromatin modification protein
Exons: 4
Coding region: 1-465 (154 amino acids)
Biological process (GO): DNA-templated transcription initiation; RNA polymerase II preinitiation complex assembly
Cellular component (GO): transcription factor TFIID complex; SAGA complex
Molecular function (GO): RNA polymerase II general transcription initiation factor activity; transcription coactivator activity; protein heterodimerization activity
Source: RefSeq, a predicted model, not a curated record
AUGACAGAAGAAUCAGCAAAUACACGAAAAUAUGUUCCACGAGAUGCACGUCUUGUCCAUCUUAUUCUGACAUCUCUUGGAGUUGAAGCAUAUCAGCAGAAUGUACCUUUACAAUUAAUGACAUUUGCACAUCGAUAUAUAUACCAAGUUUUGCAAGAUGCAGUGGCAUAUUCUGACUAUGCACGGCCAGAUAGUGCAACAGAGCUGACGAUUGACGAUAUUCGACUGGCAAUUGCAUCUCAAGUGAAUAAUUCGUUCCGAGGGCCUCCACCCAAGGAGUUUCUGCUUGAGUUAGCAACAGAACGUAAUAGAAAGCCUCUUCCUCCGAUUAAUCCUACAUAUGGCUUGCAUCUUCCUCCAAAAAAAUAUCUCUUAACUGCACCGAAUUGGGAUUUUGAGUCCUCUGAAGCAGAGAAAAAUGAGGAUUCUGAGCCGCUUAAUAUGGAGGUAGAUGCAUCCCAUUAG